Molecule: messenger RNA, 890 nt
Organism: Ilex paraguariensis (yerba mate)
Lineage: Eukaryota; Viridiplantae; Streptophyta; Magnoliopsida; Aquifoliales; Aquifoliaceae
Source: the annotation of a GenBank genome assembly
CCACUCUCGCGAUGGAAAAUUGUCAUAUUUAGGAGAGAGAAAAAAGGGGUGGUGGUGAUCAUCAUCAAAGGUACAUGGCCACAGGAGCAGCUGGGGAUGGACUACUACUCCGGGGAGUUUUCGAAGGAUGCAUCUCCGGCCACGACACAGGAAUCCAAAGGCGACCCUACCACCGGAAUUGUGGCUGCGCGUUGCAUAAAUCGCGCGGUCAUUGCUCCCAUGUGUCGCCAAAUAGGAAUGUGUCUUACCCUAUAAGACGGGCGUGGAGCGAGAGUUGCCUAGCAUUGAUGGCCUCGGGGAAUUCCUCGCCUUGUUCUUCACCGGCCGUUGCUCCGCCGGAGUCCGGGAGGACACGGUUGGUUGUGUGCAAUGAAGAAGAAGAAGAAGAGAUUGUUUCAAACAAGGUUUGAUUUCACUUCUUGUUUUGUUUUUUUAUGGGAACAAGAAAGAAAUGUGGGUGGGGCUGUAAAAGUAAUUUCGUGAACAAGUUGAUAAAAUGAUAGGGUUUAUUUGAUGAAAAAUGCAAUUUAGACUUAAAAAUUUGACAUAAUUUGUUGACCUAAUGACGUUAUUUUGUUAGAAUUAUUGGAUAAACACAAAAUUCCAAUGUUUGAUACAACCCACAGUAAUAAAUUAAGUCAACAAAUUAAGUCCAAUAGCAUUACUCUUAUUUGAUUGAUGUGUUUUUUUUUAUACAUGGGAAGAGGACGACAAAGUCAUCCAAAAAAAAUAAAGGACUUUCAGAAAUGUUGUGUGUAUUGUAAAAUGGUGUUUAUUCUUAAUGGAUUCAGAUCUUUGUAUUUUUGUGUAUUUUACUUUUUUUUCUGGUCCAACCAAAAUGAAAAAAUAGAAAGUAACCAAAUUCGAUCGGUAAAAUCAUGUUCUCCCCG